AUGGACACCAAACCUCGCCCACCGUUCCCCCAGAUCACAGGUUCGGGUCGCGGCUCGCCAAGUUCGAUGCGCCCACGCAAGACUCCUGUGGUGUAUCCCGCCAUCCUAUCGCGCGUCGCGGAAGCCUUCCGGGAGCGAAUCGCCUUGUCUGACCGCCUCAAAGACGGACUCACCUAUAAGGAUGCCUUUGAUGGGCGAGAAGCCGUCGAUAAGAUUGCAUUCAUUAUCAAAACAACGGAUCGUAAUCUUGCGCUCUUGCUUGGUCGUGCCCUCGACUCGCAAAAGUUCUUUCACGACGUCACGUAUGACCACCGGCUUCGCGACUCAUCCAACGAACUCUAUCAGUUCCGCACCAAGAUAUCGCCGUUUGUGUCGGGAGAACUUGCUGCCGCUGGUGGCGAGACAUCUCCUGCACUCCAGGAGGACAGCGUGGAGGCUGGCAUAAGCACCAGACAGGCGUCGACCUCGGACAGUGACGAGGUUCCUUUGCCGUCAGGCGUCUUCACACUGCUGACAGACUGCUACUCACCGACGUGCACACGUGACCAGCUAUGCUACAGCAUCGCCUGCCCCCGGAGGCUUGAACAGCAGGCGCGGCUGAACAUGAAGCCGCAGCCUGGAUUGAAGAAGCAGAUAAGUAAAGAAAGCUUGGGAGACUUCGUGGAACCAGGGACACUCUGGAUUCAUUCAGUCCCACAAGAAGUCGUUAAUAGUGUGUCGGACACCGAGAAGAAACGCCAGGAGGCGAUCAACGAGGUGAUCUACACCGAGCGUGAUUUCGUGCGUGAUAUGGAGUACCUUCGCGAUGUCUGGAUAGCUGGCCUGAGGGAUGGUGACAUAAUUCCCGCCGAGCGAAGGCAAGACUUCAUACAACAAGUUUUCUGGAACAUUAAUGAGAUUAUUGCGGUCAACACCCGGCUACGUGAUGCGCUGAACAAACGUCAGAAGUCGUACGCAGUCGUCGAGCGUAUUAGCGACAUUCUUCUCGAUGCGGUCCCGCACUUUGGGCCCUUUGUGAGCUACGGUGCCCACCAGCUGUACGGAAAGUAUGAGUUCGAGAAAGAGAAGAGCUCGAAUCCUGCUUUCGCGGCUUUCGUGGAGGUGGGUAUCACCACCGAACGCCUCCCGGAGUCACGCAAGCUUGAGCUGAAUGGUUACCUGACGAAACCGACAACCCGUCUCGCUCGAUACCCUCUUCUAGUCGAGGCAGUCAUUAAACACACACCCGAGGACAAUCCGGAUAAGCAAACGCUUGCGCAGGUGGUCACAAUCGUUCGCGAGUUCCUGGCCAAGGUCAACGUUGAAACCGGAAAGACUGAGAACAGAUUCAACCUGCUUCAACUAGACCAGCAGUUGGUGUACCGGCCUGGAGAGCAAGUGGAUUUGAAACUGCAAGAUCCUGAGCGAGAGUUGGUAUACAAGGGCGCUUUGAACAAGCGUGGUGGAGGAGGACAGGGUGAUUCUGGAGACUUACUCGUGUACCUGUUCGACAACACGUUGCUCAUGGUAAAGCAGAAGUCAAAGAAUGAGCAGUACAAGGUCUACCGCAGACCAAUACCACUCGAAUUGCUCUUUAUAUCGGUUCCCGAUGAGGCUGGUAACCAGCAUGGGCGUCCUUCGGCUGUAAAACAGCGGGCCCUGACAAAGAAUUCCAGCAAGAGCGCAGGUGCCCCAUAUGCGCCUGCAAUUCCCGUCAAGGUAGACGGCAAAGGCGGUUUCCCAAUUACAUUCAUCCACUUGGGCCGCAAAUACUACCAAAUGACGCUUUGGGCGUCAACGCUGGUAAGUCAGCGCAAGUGGGUCGAGAACAUUGGGAAGCAACAAGAAGCGCUACGACAACGGGGCACAUUCUUCGACACAGUCGCACUUUCGGAAGGAUUCUUUAUCGGCUCUAAUCGGGUGAAUUGUGCUGCGCCGUUUGGUGACGGACGGAGGAUUGCCUACGGAACUGACGAUGGGGUGUACCUAUCGGAUUUAUGGGAGCCAAAUCGCGAUCCAGUCAAGGUUGUGGCCCUGUUAGAUGUCUCCCAGGUGGAUGUGCUGGAAGAGUACCAGCUGCUCAUCGUCCUGUCGGCAGAACGCCAAGUGAUUACAUUCCCUCUGGACGCACUUGACCCGCUUGAUCCUCUUGCCGGACUCAAGCGUGCCAAGCGUAUCUCAUCACAUACGUCAUUCUUCAAGGCCGGGGUGUGCAUGGGCAAAGUUCUCGUUUGUGUUGUCAAGAGCAGCCCUUUGUCUAGCACAAUCAAGGCACUCGAACCGAUUGACCAAAACAUCCGGGGACGAAGCAAACCCACAUUCCGAAAAUUACUUCAGGGCGGUAACGACACUCUGAAGUUAUUCAAGGAAUUCUAUAUCCCUGUUGAGUCCAGCUCAAUCCACUUCCUUAAGACCAAGCUUUGCGUCGGAUGCACAAAGGGUUUUGAGAUUGUCGAUCUAGAUAGCUUGGAUACACAGGGUCUGCUCGACCCGGCAGACACAAGUCUCGACUUUGUACGGAAGCGCGAGAACUUGCGGCCCAUGGCGAUUUACCGGAUUGAUCACGAGUUUUUGUUGUGUUACGAUGAGUUUGCAUUUUACGUCAACAAAAACGGCUGGCGGUCUCGCCCCGACUUUACGGUGCACUGGGAGGGCAUCCCGUCAGGUUUUGCGCUUCGAUAUCCCUACGUCCUCGCCUUUGAACCAAUGUUCGUCGAGAUCCGACACGUUGAGACUGGUCUGUUAUCACAAGUGAUCCAAGGAAACAACUUGCGUUUGCUCUUCGCCGAGCCGCCAUCAUCGACCACGCACGCGGCAAAUCAUUACACCCAGAACCCUUACUAUCAGCAGCAGGGAUAUAAUCCGUACCAAGCACAACCAGCAGCUUACGGGCGGCAGUCCAUGUAUAACGGGUACCCGUCGCAGCAGCAGAUGCCGUACUUCCCGCCACAACCACGCUACCCACCCGGACGAGACGAGAUCCUGAUGGUCUCGGACGAUCGAGUUCUGUCUCUACGCGUGCUCGGCAACGGCACACAGUCGGACUCGGUUGCCCCGUCACCAGUUAGUAUGCGUUAG
This is a messenger RNA of Coniophora puteana RWD-64-598 SS2, 3057 nucleotides long. RefSeq names its product RhoGEF Rgf2. Gene Ontology annotation, molecular function: guanyl-nucleotide exchange factor activity. Gene Ontology annotation, biological process: intracellular signal transduction. NCBI's taxonomy places the organism in Eukaryota, Fungi, Basidiomycota, Agaricomycetes, Boletales, Coniophoraceae. Bases 1 to 3057 code for a protein of 1018 amino acids. The record is from RefSeq and is a predicted model, not a curated record. The transcript has 12 exons.